CACAACCACAAGUCAAUUUACAUGCUUUCAACUCACACCAUAAGGCACGACUCUGAAUUAUCCAUUAUUUUAACUUACUCCUUCAUAUUCAAUGAUUCAUUCUCACGCUAGGCAACGGUCAAGGAAGCUGCUCUCUCUCUCGCUCUCUCUAAAAUGGCAAGAGGAAUGAGCUUCACUGCAGUAGUACUCACAGCCCUUUUCGUUCUUUUGCUAUUCCAUCAAACUUGCAGUGUUACGGAUAUUCAUCUUACCGAGGCAGGACGCGGUUGUUCUUCUUCAUGUGGUAGUAUCCAAAAUAUAACCUAUCCAUUUCGAUUAACGGAGGAUCUGCUAAACUGCGGCGACCAUAUGCAUAACCUGUCAUGUGAGAACAGCAUUACUGUCUUAUACUUAUAUGGUGUACAGUACUAUGUGCGAGAAAUCAAUUACGGUGACUACACAAUCCGAGUAGUAGACUCGGGUAUUCAGAGGAAUAAUCUCUCUUCUAUCACUAGUAAUUUUCUAAACUAUUAUAGCGUAUGGUAUAAUGAUAAUCAUCCUACAUAUUCUACAUCAGAAUGGAGUACUAUGGCUAUCUUGAGCUGUGAAAAGCCAGUGCAUUCGCCCUCUUAUUUGAAAAUUGCAACUAAUUGCUUUAAGAAUGGAGUAUAUUCUUCCAAGUACUCUUCAUCAUCUAAUUCCGAGAUGCAUAGUUAUGUUGCAUAUAAUCUAACUCCAUAUCCGGGGGAGAUAGAGGAAUCUUGCCGACUAGAGCUGAUGUCCGGAAUAUCGUGGGAAUUCACCCAUCGAGAUACAAAGGCUCCUUCCUGCGAAGAGAUCCACAACGAAUUGUUAUAUGGUUUUAGGCUUGAUUGGUUGCAAGCUGUUUGUCCUGAAUAUUGCGACUAUUGCUACCUUGGUGAGGGGAACAAAAUUCAGUGCGGCUCUAAUAAAAUAGUUUGUCCUGAAUAUUGCGUCGAUUGCUACCUUGGUGAGGGGAACAAAAUUCAAUGCUCCUACCGGAAUAAAAUAGGAUUCUUCACAAGACUAGAGGGAGUAUACAAUGAUGUUAUGUACGGACUUGGGCGAGGAUUGGAAUACCUGACACGAGGAAAGUUACCUCAACCCCUGUAUUCAUCGGUACAAUACGAAAAUUGGUGGAGUCCGGAUUCUUCACCCAAAAAGUUGAUUAUACUGGUGUUCUAUCUCGGGCCAUACCUUAUACCAAAAAUGGUAAUGGGGACUCCAGUUGUGCUUGCAUUCUUGAUCUAUAAAUGGCGAAGGAGGCAUUUGUCAAUGUAUGAUGCUAUUGAAGACUUUCUACAAAGUCACAACAACCUCGCCCCGAUAAGAUAUUCAUACCCACAAAUUAGGAAGAUGAGCAAGAAUUUCAAGAACAAACUAGGUGAAGGAGGUUUUGGAACUGUAUUCAAAGGAACACUUCGAAGUGGCAGACUUGUAGCAAUAAAGGAAUUAACUAAGAGCAAAGCUAAUGGGCAAGACUUUAUCAGUGAGGUUGCAACCAUUGGAAGAAUUCAUCAUGUUAAUGUAGUGCAACUCAUUGGUUUUUGUGUUGAAGGAUCAAAGCGUGCUCUUGUAUAUGAGUUCAUGUCUAAAGGGUCUCUUAAUAACCAUAUUUUUAUGAGUGAAGGAAGUAUCCUCAUAAGCUACAAGAAAAUGCAUGAAAUUGCUCUAGGGGUGGCUCGUGGUAUUGAAUACUUGCAUCAAGGUUGUGACAUACGGAUUUUGCACUUUGAUAUAAAGCCUCACAACAUUCUUCUUGAUGAAAAUCUUAAUCCCAAGCUUUCUGAUUUUGGCUUAGCAAAAUCAUAUCCAAUAGCUGAUAGCAUUGUUUCAUUGACUGCUGCAAGGGGAACAUUUGGAUAUAUGGCUCCUGAGUUUUUCUAUAAAAAUAUUGGAGGCAUCUCAUACAAAGCUGAUGUUUAUAGUUUUGGAAUGUUAUUGAUGGAAAUGGCAGGUAGAAGAAAGAAUUUGAAUGCAGAUGCAGAACAUUCAAGCCAAAUCUACUUUCCCACAUGGGUCUACGACCAAUUGCAUGAUGGAAAUGACAUAGAAAUGGAGGAAUAUGCCACAAAGGAGGAAGAGGAAAUAUGUAAGUUGAUGAUCAUAGUUGCUUUAUGGUGUAUACAGAUGAAGCCUAGUGAUCGUCCUUCAAUGAACAAAGUCGUAGAAAUGCUUGAAGGAGAAGUUGAAUCCUUACAACUACCUCCUAAGCCUUUCUUUUCAUUAUCAGAGUGACAAAUUGAGCAUAAUGUGGAGAUUUCAAAUCAAGAUUGCUUACCAAUGCAUUCAAAUGAAUCAAGUCAAUCCAGUACUCAAUCAUAGAAUCUCUCAAUGAAUAACAUAAUUCUAUCAUCCAUAGACAAGGAAGCUGGCAGGUCUUCUCAUCUUUGAUAUAACUCAAAGAUGUUUCAUAUUUCUAUGCAAUAAUGAGUGUUGGUGUGGUAUUUGAUAACUCUACAUAUUCCUACUGUAGUUUUCUUAUUUAUUAUAUAUUAUCUUUACUCAUACUUUGAAUUA
Molecule: messenger RNA, 2520 nt
Organism: Carya illinoinensis
Lineage: Eukaryota; Viridiplantae; Streptophyta; Magnoliopsida; Fagales; Juglandaceae
Product: LEAF RUST 10 DISEASE-RESISTANCE LOCUS RECEPTOR-LIKE PROTEIN KINASE-like 2.2
Exons: 7
Coding region: 154-2238 (694 amino acids)
Biological process (GO): protein phosphorylation
Molecular function (GO): ATP binding; protein kinase activity; polysaccharide binding
Source: RefSeq, a predicted model, not a curated record